AUGAUGAACCGAAAAACCGAAUAUACUCGUGAAUCUGAAUUGGAUAACUACGAGUGUAGAUAUUUCAACAACUUGAAAGAUGGUUACUACAAGUUGGAAGUCUCAGACUCAACAUUUCGGUGUCCGUUCUGUUUGAAUAAGGAUUAUUAUUCUUUGACUGACCUUUCAAGACAUGCUUCAAGGAUUGCUGCUGACGUGCAUGGUGAGACUCUGAAAGAAAUUGGUAAACAUUCUGCCCUUGUAAGAUAUCUUAAGUCACUUAAUGUGAAUGUUGCUAAAGAUAAGUCACCCAUGGUGAAUGUUCCUGAAGAUAAGUUUUUCUUCCCUUGGACGGUAGUUCUCGCAAACAUUGUUACAAAAUUUGAACCGAACUCUCGUAAGUAUGUAGGAAAGAGUGGUAAGAAAAUUCGGGAGGAACUGUUUGCGAAAGGGUUUAAGCAGUUGACCGUUACAACACUGUGGAAUUCUAGCGGACAAACAAAGUUUGCGAUAGUUGAAUUUGGAAAAGAAUGGGAUGCUUUCGCCGAUGCUUUGUCGCUAGAGAGAAUCUUUGAAUCAGAACAUUGUGGCAAGAGAGAUUACUAUCGUUCAAGGGAGCGAGGAGAUAAACUCUUUGGGUGGAUGGCACGUGACGAUGACUAUAAUUCCAGCAAUAUUGUUGGCCAAAACCUCCGGGUAAAAGCAGACUUGAAAACUGUUUUCGAAAAAAAAGUCGAGGAUGAUAGGAAAGCCUUGAAGCAUGCAUCUAGUUUGGCCACCACUUCAAAGCAGAAGAACAAAGAAUUGGAAUUGGAAGAAACAACAAACAAGUAUGAUGACGAAGCUAAUGUGAUCCUAAAUAGAGUGAUGAAUCAAAAAGACGAGAUGCAUGACCACUUUAACAAAGAAAUAAGCAACAUGAGUAACGUUGAACGCAAUUAUCUUGAAAAUAUGUCCAAGGAUCGUGAGAAAACCAUAAUGGAAGUGGAGGCCCGGAGGAACAAACUUAUGGCCCGUGAAAAGAAUCUGCUGAAGCAAACAGAAAGAGAAACUUCACAAAAAAUGCAUGACCUAGUGAAAGGACUUGAUGCUAAACAUGCGUUGCAAUUGGAAACUGAACGACUGAGAGGAGCUUUCAAAGUAAUGAAUCACAUUAAAGAGACUGAUCAAGAAGAGAAGAAAAAACUGGAGGCGAUCAAAGUAGAGCUGCGUGAAAAGGAAAAGCAAUUGGAAGAUCUUCUAUGGACAUUGGUUAUCGAGGAGCCUAAAACUAAUGAUGAGUUGCAAGAUGCGCGCAAAAAAUUAAUAAAUUGCAUUGGCUACCCAGGGGACACUUCUGAAGUCAUAAUUUCUGUGAAAAGGAUGGGGGAACUUGAUCUUGAGCCGCUUAUGGAGGCAUCCAAGAGAAAGUUUCCUGCAAUGAGGGAUGGAAGCUGA
Molecule: messenger RNA, 1416 nt
Organism: Vicia villosa (hairy vetch)
Lineage: Eukaryota; Viridiplantae; Streptophyta; Magnoliopsida; Fabales; Fabaceae
Product: factor of DNA methylation 4-like
Exons: 4
Coding region: 1-1416 (471 amino acids)
Biological process (GO): gene silencing by siRNA-directed DNA methylation
Source: RefSeq, a predicted model, not a curated record